Messenger RNA from Megalobrama amblycephala (Wuchang bream), 2959 nucleotides. RefSeq names its product E3 ubiquitin-protein ligase TRIM35-like. The record is from RefSeq and is a predicted model, not a curated record. NCBI's taxonomy places the organism in Eukaryota, Metazoa, Chordata, Actinopteri, Cypriniformes, Xenocyprididae. The transcript is spliced from 6 exons. Bases 564 to 1922 code for a protein of 452 amino acids. Gene Ontology annotation, molecular function: protein binding; zinc ion binding.
AAGGGCUUAAACAAGGGGACAAUAAACAAAGAAACAAUAAACCAAGACAAGACAGACAGAACAGACAAAUGAGACCCUGGAGAAACUAUUUGAGUUUCAAACACACUCAACAACAAAUAGAGUGCAAUAAAUAAAACACAAGUUUCUUGAGCCUUGUUAUUAUCAAUAUUUGUUUGUAUCAAUGUUUUGUAGCAUUAUACUAGAUAGUUUCAAUGUAAGUUAAUUUUGAAUGCAUGUUGAUCAAAUGUAACCUGAAGAAAUCCUGAUGUUCCUGUUUGGACUGUUUAAACAUGAUGUAACAUGUUUAAACAAUCACAUGAUCAGAAACUUCACCCUCUUACAAAACUUACCAAGAAGGGACUGACUUGUCUCUCCUGCCAUAAAGUAUAAAAGAAUCAGCAAUCAAUGAAGAAGGAAGAGAAACGCACUUCAUUGAGGAUUUUCGAGAAGUUUGUUUCUGAACAGACAGCAGAUCCUUGUAAUUCUUGUGGUAAUUAAUUUUUGAAACCAUCAUUCAGAAAGUGAAAGUAAAGUCUAUAUUGCUGGAGCUCAAACUGUGUGAAAUGGCUUCACUAAAUGUAUCUGCAGAUGAACUUUGUUGUGCCGUGUGCUGCGAAAUCUUCAAGGCUCCUGUUGUUUUAUCAUGUAGUCACAGUUUCUGUAAAGAGUGUCUUCAACAGUUCUGGAGAACCAAGAAAACUCAGGAGUGUCCUGUCUGCAGUAGAAGAUCCUCAAGAGAUGAUCCUCCGUGUAAUCUUGUGUUAAAAAACUUGUGUGAGUCGUUCCUGACGGAGAGAAAUGAGAGGCGCUCAUCAGGGUCUGAGGACGAGGUCUGCAGUUUACACAAUGAGAAACUCAAACUCUUCUGUCUGGAGGACGAACAGCCUGUGUGUUUAGUGUGCAGAGAUUCACAGAAACACAUUAAUCACUCAUUCAGACCCAUCAGUGAAGUUGUUCCUGCAUAUAAGAAGGAGCACAAUACAGCAUUGAAGUCCUUACAAGAGAAACUUAAACACAAAGAAAGCCUUAAAGAAAAGUUUGAGAAAACAGUUAAACACAAUAAGUCUCAAGCUGAGCACACAGAGCAGCAGAUUAAACAGCAGUUUGAGAAGCUUCAUAAGUUUCUCAGAGAUGAAGAAGAAGCUACAAUCACUGCACUGAGGCAGGAAGAGGAGCAGAAGAAGCAGAUGAUGAAGGAGAAGCUGGAGGAGAUGAACAGACACAUCUCAGCUCUUUCACACUCAAUCAAAGACAUGGAGGAGAUGAUGAAAGCCAAUGAUGUCUGCUUUCUGAAGGAGUUUCCAGUCUCAGUGGAAAGAGUCCAGAUAUCACAGCCGGAUCCACAGAUGCCUUCUGGAGCUUUGAUUCAUGUGCCAUGUUACUUGGGCAACCUGCCGUUCAGAGUCUGGAAGAAGAUGCAGGACAUCGUCCAAAACACUCCUGUGAUCCUGGAUCCAAACACUGCAAAUCCACGUCUCGUUGUGUCUGAUGAUCUGACCAGUGUAAGAUGGAGCGAGAACAAACAGCUGCUUCCUGAUAAUCCAGAGAGAUUUGACAUCUACGAGUGUGUUCUGGGGUCAGAGGGUUUUAACUCAGGAACACACUGCUGGGAUGUGGAGGUUAAAGAGAGUUCAGCCUGGAGUCUUGGAGUAACUACAGCAUCAAACCACAGGAAAGGAUGGGACAGGAACACUGAUGUCUGGUGGGUGCAGUACGGACUGGGUGAGCAGUUUGGUUUUCGUGUCAAUCAGGAUCUUGAUUGUGUGAGAGUUGAUCUGGACUAUGACAGAGGAACGGUGUCAUUCUCUGAUCCUGUAACUAACACACAUCUACACACAUUCACAACCACCUUCACUGACACAGUCUUUCCAUUCUUUUAUACUCUUUACCCUCUCAGGAUGUUACCGGACAAUAGUCAGUAAACGUUACACCUGUAGGUCUGGAUUGAUCUGCUUUCAUCUUUUACAGUCAUCUUGUUUACAAUAUUUGUGUAUGUAAAACUUCUUAGAAAUGCUCUUAAAUUCUUUCAUCAUUUACUCACCUUCAUGUUGAUCCAGUCCUGUAUGAGUUUCUUUCGUCUGCUGAACACAAAAGAAGAUAUUAAAAAAAUGUGGGUAACCAAACAGUUUCUGGUCCCAAUUGACUUCCAUGGUAUUUUUUCUAUGUUAGUUAAUGGGGACCAGAAACUGUUUGGUUAAAGAUGCCACUCCGGUUUAAUCAAUUCAGUUAUUUACAGCUGUGACAAAGAAAUUCUACAACAUUCAAUCACCAAAUUCAUAUAUAUUACUUGUCUGGACCAGGGUUUUAAUUGGGGUCUGAAGACCACCAUGGGGCCGCAAGGAAAUUCUAGUAGGUCCGUAAAAAAUGUUUAAAGAAAAGUUAAAAAUAUUAAAAUAAAUAAAUUAGAAAUAAUAAGAUUAAUAUAAAUAAAUGAACAAAAAAUAGACUUGUUUAAAUAGAGUGAAUGAGUGAAUUUAUGAAUGAAUUAAUAAAUAUAAUUCAUAUAAAUUCAUAAAAAAAGAUUUAAUAGAAUAAAUAACAGAUUAAAAUAAAUAAAAUUAUAAUAAAAUUCAGUAGGAGGUUCUUUAAAUGUUUAGAGAAAACAAUGUAUAGAAAUGUAUAAAAAUCUAUAUUAAAUAAUAAGAUAAUAUAAAUAUAAACAAAUAAACAAAAAAUUGAUUGAACUGAAUAAAUCAAUAAAUAACAUUAGAUUUGAAAUAAACAAAUACAUAAAAAUAAAAUUUAGGGGAAAUAUAGGGGUCUGUUUUUUUUCUCCAUCAAUCUAAAAAAUGCUGGGUUAUUUUUUUAAAAAGGUUUUUUAAGGGUUCAGGCUGUUCAAGCAAAAUCUCCAGAGUUAAAUCAGCUCUGCUCAGAGUACAUUUGGUCCCUCUCUACAUAGUGUUAAAGUAACACUGAAGCAGAUUUAAAGGUCCCGUUCUUCGUGAUCCCAUGUUUCAAA